Cannabis sativa is the source of this 1323-nucleotide messenger RNA. RefSeq names its product triacylglycerol lipase 2-like. The coding region runs from base 1 to 1245 and encodes 414 amino acids. Gene Ontology annotation, molecular function: hydrolase activity, acting on ester bonds. The transcript has 9 exons. The record is from RefSeq and is a predicted model, not a curated record. Gene Ontology annotation, biological process: lipid metabolic process. Lineage: Eukaryota; Viridiplantae; Streptophyta; Magnoliopsida; Rosales; Cannabaceae.
AUGGUUGGUGGUGCUAUUGGUUUGGUUGUGGUGGCCGUGGCUCUUAUCAUAUCCAAUAUUCCAUCAGAAACAGCAGCGAUAAGAGAUGUAUUCCCCCAUAAACCAGCAAUGGUAUCUCCUCCUCAAGCCUCCACACUUGCAGAUAAUGACAUCUGCAAAACUCUGGUGGAGCCACAAGGCUACACUUGCCAACAUUAUCAAGUAACAACAGAGGAUGGUUACACUCUUGGGAUGCAGAGGAUUCCAGCUGGAAGGUCAGGCAAGAAAGCAAACAAACCACCCGUUUUGGUACAACAUGGGGUUCUCGCGGAUGCUGCCUUAUAUCUAGUCAGUUCCCCAGAACAAUGUUUGCCCUUCAUAUUGGCUGAUAAUGGCUAUGAUGUAUGGCUUUCCAAUGUUCGUGGCACAGCCUGCAGUCGUACCCACACAUCACUUUCUCCUAAUGACGAGAAAUUCUGGGAUUGGUCAUGGGUUGAAUUGGGUGCUUAUGACCUCCCUGCGUUCAUCGAAGGUGUGCAUAAUCAAACUGGCAAGAAGCUACACUAUGUUGGACACUCCUUGGGAACUUUGAUGGCUCUUUCAGCAUUUUCUACAGAUUUCAAGCAGAUUGACAUGAUAAGAUCGGCCACUUUACUUAGUCCAAUUGCUUAUAUGAAUCAAAUUGGUUCCACGUUAUUAAAAGAGAUUACUGUAUUCUCUUUAGCUGAGACAUCCAUCAAUUUGUUGGGCAUCCAUCAGUUUGAUCCGUCAAGCAAGGAAGUUGCCACCAUUUUGGGAUAUAUAUGUAGUUUACAAGGCAUUGACUGCGUCUCCUAUGAGACUGCUUUAUCAGGCCCAAAUUGCUGUAUAGAUAAACCGACAAUAGAACGUUAUGUUGAACAUCAACUUCAGCCAACCUCCAUGAAGAAUUUGGUUCAUCUUUCUCAGAUGAUCAGAACUGGAACAAUAAGAAAGUACGAUUAUAACACAUCGGAAAAUAUGAAGCAAUAUAAUCAGGCAACUCCUCCUGCAUACGACAUGAGUAAAAUUCCAAAGGAUUUUCCUCUUUUCAUGAGCUAUGGAAAGAAUGAUUAUCUUUCAGAUGUAAAAGAUGUGGAGGUUUUACUUGAGACUAUUAAAGAUCAUGACAAGGACAAGUUGGCAGUACAGUAUUUGGAGAAUUAUGCUCAUAUGGAUUUUGUUAUGGGUAACAAUACCAGACAAGCUGUGUUUGAACCUUUAAUGGCCUUCAUUGCUCAACAUUAAUUAACCUCCCAUAACUACCUAUAUUGUACUUAAUAUUGAAACCCCAUGAAUUCUAUCAUACAUAGUUUCAAUAUUAUA